AUGUUCACAGCGGGACGAAUAUUGAACUCUCAAAAAUCGUGCACGUCGUUGAGGAGGGCCACUGCAUCGACCACAGGUGGUGGUGGUGGUGGUGGUCUGACGUCACCACUCAUCCUAUCAUCACCAUCAUCCAUUUCUCGGAGGAACAGGAGCACAAAAAUAAACAUUGAUAAUAUAAACAAAUAUCGCUGUUUCGUGCCGUUCGUCUGGCAGGCCUUCAUUAUUAGCAUCUUCGGCUGCUUGGUUCUCAUCCUGGGAGUGGCGCUAUGCAUUGUUGGCUUCUACGCAGGGUUCGGAAAAAACGAGGACGAAAGUUACAAUGAAAGUAGAGCACUGAACCAGGUUGACGAUGUGGAGGGCAAUGAAAACGACAACCUCGAUUUUUUCACCCUCGUCACACACAGCGAUUCCUCAGGAAAACAGAGUACUCAACAAAAUUAUUACGACACGAAUUUUGACGACAACGCAACAAACGACGCCAACUACGUCCACAGUGAACCAACACAUUUCACUCGCUACUUCACCAGCAACAAUUAUACCGCCACAAGCAGUCUCAAAAGUCUUCCGAAUGAGUCCGAUAGUGGCAGCAGUGGGCGAUAUUUGAUGAAAUAUUUUUCCUACAUCGGUCCUGUGAUUAUGAGUGUCGGCAGUUUCUCUCUGGUGUUUGCGUGCGUCCUCGUCUGCGAGACAAGAGAUAAAGUUUUAAAGAAACUUCAGGUAGAAGCGAUUAAGGAAAGAAAAUUAACAAUGAAGAAAUCGUUAGUCCGCAGAGAAUCUGUCCAACAAUUCAUUGAAUACAACGAAACAAACCACAACAACAACAACAACAACAAUGAUGAUGAUGAUAUCUUUGACGAUCCUAACAACAACAUUGACAACGUUUGCAGCAGCAACAACAACGCAAUAAACACGAGCAAAAGAAACAAACAGAAGCGUGCAAAUUAUGCUGGAAACGCUGAAGGGGAUGAUUUGACGAAUGAGAUUGUAUUUAAAAAGUCCAAACUGAAAUGUCUCUACUAUCCAAUGAGGAGAUUAAGCCUGAGUAUGCUGGGAGAUAAUGAGUUGGUAAUUAAAUUGGAAGAUGACGAUGAAGAUGGUGAUGCUGAUGACGAUGACGUCCACGGCAAAAAUGCUCUAAGCACUAGCGAUAAAAAAGAAAAACGUAAUCAUAAAAAUGUAAUGAACAAGAUAAAAGCAGUUUCCACUUUCAUCAAUAAAAGCAUUCACAACAGCAAUGAAAACAAAAACAAACACUCUGAUAAAGACUGCAGCAACAAAAAACACGGCAAAGAUAACAACUACAACAAAAUCAAAUCAAGAAAUAAAAGCAGUCAAAAAAUUUCCAACAUCAGUAGUAUUGAAGAUUCUUGCAAUGUGAACCAGGCGGCAAUCUCAACAAUAAGCAACAACAACCAUCAGCCAGACAACUUUUUUGAUGGAAUAUACGACAUCGGCCACGUCCACACUGACUACUGUGGUCUCGAUCGCAGCUGCAAUAGCAACAAUUUAGAUAAACGUAUUAGUAUCAAUAAUAAUAAUAAUGUCAAUAACGACAUUUUCAAUCAACAACUGCACAGUGCAUGCAGAAGUAAAGCAAGGGUGCAUGAUUGGAGCCAAGAAAUUGAUUUAGAGAGGCAUGUUUUCAAAGAUAUCAUGCUGAGCAGCGUACAUCAUAAUAAUCGUGGCCAGAGGCUUUCAAACAAUAACAACGUGCACACUUCGUUAAACAACAGCACCGUAAACAUCAUCACCACCAACAGCAACAUCAACAAAGGCAAUAUUGAUAACAACUACAACAACAAUCGCGGUAUUACGAGCCAUUUGCAUCUCAGUGACGAUCACGGCUGCGUGGAAUCUUUUGAGAGAAACAUUCAAGUCGGCUGCAGAACGGCUUGCAGCGAUGCCAAUUAUUCGAGCAAUAUUUUAAAAACGUCUACAGCAACAACAACUUUAAACACCUUAUUACUUCUCACCACGUCAACAAUUUCAACACAGACAACUACACCUUCAAACAGCACAACAGUAUUAAACAGAGCAGCAACGACAGAAGUGGUUUUGCAAGAGACUGUCACCCCAGCAAUAACAAAAUUAAACACUACACACCGUCCCAUCAACAACAACAAAAGUGUCAGCAACCGCAAGGCCACCACCAUCAACCGUUGUAUUCUCAUCAACAUUUCCAACGACAUCAGUAGCAACUGCAAUAACAUUGUUCGCAACAUCUAUAAAUGCAUCGUCAACAACAUUCACAAAAUCAUCAACAUCUACUAUAUCCUCUGUAACAACAACAACAACAAGGCCGCCCCAAACAACAACAACAAUCAUGACAACAACAAGAAGAGAUUUCCUCCACAGCGUUAUGACGUCAUCAUCCGAAAGAAGGAACUUGAAAGAGGAGGCCAUAAAAACUCAGUUACUACUUCCGGUGGAUUCGCCAUUUUGAAACUUCGUCGUUUCAGUGAUGUAUUCGUUUGA
Messenger RNA from Helobdella robusta, 2475 nucleotides. RefSeq lists its product as hypothetical. Bases 1 to 2475 code for a protein of 824 amino acids. The transcript has 3 exons. The record is from RefSeq and is a predicted model, not a curated record. NCBI's taxonomy places the organism in Eukaryota, Metazoa, Annelida, Clitellata, Rhynchobdellida, Glossiphoniidae.